UCCCAUGGCUUGUGGGCGGACACACACACACACACACACACUCACAACACAACACAGCGCGUGCUCUCGCGCUAUAAAUAUUUUCUGCUUUCGUGUUGAGACCAGACGCGCCUCCGUUAAGCGCGAGCAUUCGAGCAGCAUGGAGAGUAAGGAGCCGGAAGAGAGCUCGGAGGAGGACCUGGACAGCGUGAAGGCUCUCACCGAGAAGCUGAAGCUGCAGACGCGCAGACCCUCUUACCUGGAGUGGCAGGAGCGCGUGCGCAGCGGGUCGUGGAACGGCUACCGAGGCGCGCGUGAGGCGACCGUAACCGCAGAGCGCGAGGACCGCGAUGGCCCGCGAGACAUCUGCGGAUUCCGGUCCAUGGACGAUGCGCUGCAGUGGCUGCGAAAUGAACUGAGGGAAAUGCAGCUGCAGGACCAGCGGUUGGCACGUCAGCUGAUCCGUUUGCGUGGAGAGCUGCACCGUCUGAAGGUGGAGCGAGUGUGUGAUGGGCAUCGGGAGAUGCUGGACGAUGCCGCGCUGGAGCUGGAGGAGUGCGGUGAGGAGUGUGACCUGCUGUGUGACGUGCCUCUCAAGGCCGCUUUCACCCUGUCCACACCGCUCAAACACCUGGGCCUCACCAAGAUGAACCUCAACGCCCGCCGUUUCUCCCUCUGCUGAACACCUCCAGAUCCUUGGAGACUGAAAGAUCUCACAAGCUACAGACAGACCAUGUAACAGGCUUCUGGAAGUUUUGUUCACAGCUCCUAAAGAUCUGUAGCUUUAAUGACAUUCAUGUCCUUCUGAACACUUCUGAAAGCCAUUCGCUGGAGAUGGGAUCUGCAGCUUACAAAAGAUCUCAGAAGCUUACAGCUGAGCUUACAUAUUUGAACUCAUGGAGAUCAGGGCCCUGUGGUUUUGCUAAUCUUCAAGCGUUGAAGCUCAGCAAAAUCUUAAGAUUCUCUCUGCCAGAGAAUGUGAUGCCUUUAAAACUUCUUAAAAUUCAGAUAUAUCACAUCUGACAUCAUAAUAUUAAAUUCAAGCACUACAAGGCUUCCACUCCUGGUCUUGUGCUUAGGCUGACCCAGACCUCCAACUUCCUCUCAAGUUGUGGUGUGACAAAAGCACCCUUGUUGAUAAACACAAGUAACCUGAAAGCAAAUAAAGAUCAUUAAAUAUAUAUAUAAAAAGAUUGGUGGCUGGAGAACAUUGUCCCCAAGGAAAUAAGCCAUAAUGUCUACCAAAGAUAAACUAAACCUAAGAUUGCGGAGAUUCAUCCUCUUCACCAUCUUCAACUCUACUGGGACUCCACUGACCGUCAUUUGACCUUAACACCAUGUCAUAAUGUCAUGGGUGUAAACACUCAACACUAAGAUCGUCAGUAGGAUUGAUCAGGAUCAUCAGAUAAGUGAAAAUUUAUUUAAGAUUAAGGUGUGUGUUCCGCUAAGGUCAAAAGCUUAAGGUGGAAACAUAGAAUUUUUUUUCAAGAUUAAAUUUAAAAUUUUACUUGAGUAUUUUCUCUAAUGAACAUUUUUGAAAAAUUAUAUAUUACUUAUAUUACACAGAUUAUGGUCAGGCCAUUUUAAAGAAGUGGUUCAAAUGACACCAAACAAAGGUCACAUUGCCUCCAUGUCCAUUACAGUACAUUCAUCAAUAUAUAGCAGAACAGAAUAUACAACAAAAUCACAAAUAAUGCCAUCAUUGUUUACAGAAAUCAAGCAAAAGAUCCCAUAAAAUACCCUAAACUAUAUCUGACAAAAAAAUGUAGGAAAGAGGCCAUUGAUCAUAGGGACUAAAUUCAGCACUGGUAAUACUGGCUUCUGAUUGGUCAGAAGGUGUUUUCUAGAAACCGUAGCACUGCCGCAGCACUGCCGUAACAUAGUGAGCACAGGUUGCUCACUAUGUUACGUGUUCAAUAGUCACCAGGACAUAAAACAUGUAUAAUUAUUGAUAUGCUUGUCUGUAAGGAAGUUUUUCUGUUUGUUUAACAUUUAUAAAUAGUGUCUCAAGUGGUAAUGCGAUAACUUUUCAGACAUGUUCAGGACAGAGGUGAUUAAUCUGUGUAGCUGUUUAUAGCUGAGUGAUAACAGGAACUGUAACAUUACAAUUAUAAACGGAGAGAACGUAUGAGACACUCCACUCCAAGGAAGUUCCAGCUUUAUGUACUUCAUUGUCAACACGAAACAUUCUAAAAUGGACCUGCAAAUAAUACAAGCUGUAAAUAACUUCAGCAGAACACUGAACCAAUCCGAGUUAUAAAGGAUGACCUGGACAUCAUCAUUCCCAUCAAGAUUGAAAUGUUAAAACAAACCUCAGGCAUGGAGCUGGACUGGUUCUCACUCUCUAUUCCUUCUCAUCCCCAUCUCUGGCUGUGUCCCAAAAAUCCAGCUCAGAAUUCCUGGACACGUCUACUGUCUACUGUAUGUGCUUUCUCACUAUCAAGCCUGUAUUCAUAAAGCUUUUUAAAAUGUCCAGUAUCACAUCUGUACAUAUCUGGACUUGUAAAUCCAUUAAAAAAGCAACUACAUGUGGAAUCCUU
This is a messenger RNA of Hemibagrus wyckioides, 2519 nucleotides long. RefSeq names its product family with sequence similarity 167 member B (gene fam167b). Lineage: Eukaryota; Metazoa; Chordata; Actinopteri; Siluriformes; Bagridae. The record is from RefSeq and is a predicted model, not a curated record. The transcript has 2 exons. The coding region runs from base 5 to 661 and encodes 218 amino acids.